Molecule: messenger RNA, 3172 nt
Organism: Alosa alosa (allis shad)
Lineage: Eukaryota; Metazoa; Chordata; Actinopteri; Clupeiformes; Clupeidae
Gene: smpd5
Product: sphingomyelin phosphodiesterase 5
Exons: 8
Coding region: 995-2776 (593 amino acids)
Biological process (GO): sphingomyelin metabolic process
Cellular component (GO): cytoplasm; extracellular region
Molecular function (GO): sphingomyelin phosphodiesterase activity
Source: RefSeq, a predicted model, not a curated record
UUUGUAACACACACACACACACACACACACACUCUGUUUGUGUUGGGGGCGUUGCAAGCAAUCCCCUGCGAAGAAAGCGCAGAGGAUGUCACGGCUGCAGUCUGAUCCGCCGGCGAUAAUCAGUCUUUCUUAGCUUCAAAAAUUAUGCCGUUUUUUCUAAAUCUGAGUUACCAGGCAGCACCAAGACAUCGACCUCUUUUCUGGCCGCUUACCGCAGCAACGGCGCUGAAUUCAGAUUUGUAAUUUCCGUUGCCUCGGAGCGAUUAGAGCGCGCAGAUGGUGGCGCCUGGAUUAACUCACAGAACAGCAACAUUCGCCGCCUUUGUGCCCCCUCUACGACCGCGCCGGUCCCAACCCAAACAAUCCACCCUCAUGGACACGCGCUGUCCGAACACCAGCCUGCCUGCGUCGCGUUUCUCAGCACCAGUCCGCCGGGAAAUGUAAGCUGGAGUAUUGAUCAGUGAACGCCAGCACUGUGUAGGCUGAUGAACACUGCCAGCGUUGUGCAGUAGGGUGACUGGUUGUACUGCGUUGUCUUCGGAUUCCCGCUGGUGUUCCCGCCGGACGGCGCAUGGAUGAAUGGAAGGCAAGGCACGGUCAGCUCUGUCUGUGUUUAAAUGUAGCGUAUAGUUAGACUGCGUUCCGCUGCCCUAUGGCUGGCUGGUUGGAUUCUGAUGGCUCGUUUUUAACGGUCACCUGAUGGGUACCCACCCACCCAGCUGGAGAAGAGUGUGUUGAGAGUGUGUGUGUGUGUGUGUGAAGGUGUUUCAUGUGAGAGUGAUUUGGAGGUCUUGUGUGUGGGAAUGUAUGUAGGGGUGCCUGCUGUGUGCGUUUGUCCCCUGUGUGUAUGAGUGUGUGCAUGUUUUGUUUUUCUGCCUAGGCUUCUAAUCAUGUGUGUGUGUAUGUAGGAGAGUUCACUGGUGUGUGUGUGUGUGUGUGUCUGUGUAUCCCCUAUCUGUGUGUGUAUUUCCUGUGUGUGUGUGUGUGUGUGGUCAUGGCGCUGCGUGAGUCUGCGUUCUCCAGCACGUGUGUGAGCGGUCUGCACGCGGUCGGAUGGGCACUGGUGUUCCCCAGCUUCUGGUUCCUGGACCGCCUGCUGGCGGGCUGCAAGUCCACGACGUGUGAGCGCCGUGCGCGGCGGGAUCAGGAGUGCUAUCUGCACCCGCUGCUCGUGUUCUUCGGCUCACUCCUCUUCCUCACGCUCUUCCUCGUCUGGGCGCCGCUGGCGCUGCUGGGCUUCCUGCUCUGGGCUCCGCUGCAGGCCGCCCGCCGGCCCUUCCGCUACCACCGGGGGGAGCCAACGCUGCGCGGGGCCGAGCGCAACGGCACGUGGCGGGACGCGGGACGCGUGUCGCUGGGCUUCGCCACAGCCAACCUGUGCCUGCUGCCGGACAGUCUGGCGCGCUUCAACAACCUGGGCGAGACGCAGCGACGCGCGGCGGCCAUCGGGGGCAGCAUCGUGCAGGGCGUCACACGGCCGCACAUCCGCAUCUACGUGGACUCGCCCAGCAGCUGCGGAACCCUCAGCCCGUCCAGCAGCCUGCUUACCUCCCACAAUGCACCGGGGGGCUCCUACGGCGCCACGCAGACUCAGGCCCCGCCCCCCGCCGCCGCCGCUGACCCCUCGUCCACUUCCUCCGAGGAGGAGAACCCGCCGCAGGAGGACGUCGCCCCCACGCCUCCCUCACCCGGCAGCGGCUCAGCUGUCAUGGCGCCCUGCUACGACGACCCCGUCGCCAACAGCAACCAGAAGGUGGGUUCGGACAUGGGCGGCGACGUUGGCAGCAAACGACGGCACCCGCCCCGCGCUCUGGGCCGGUCGGGGGCAACGCGAGCGGAUGCCGACGUUCCGAUGGAGGUGUCGCCCAUGUUCCCUGCGGGCGUGGACCUGCUGUGCUUGCAGGAGGUGUUUGACAAGCGUGCGGCGGAGACUCUGCGGCGCUCACUAGCGCCCCUCUAUGGCCACGUGCUGUACGACGUGGGCAUGUACGCGUGCGCGCCCGGCUGCGGCUCCUUUAAGUUCUUCAACAGCGGCCUGUUCCUGGCCAGCCAACACCCCCUGCUGGACGCACAGUACCACUGCUUCCCCAACGCACGAGGGGAGGACGCACUUGCCGCCAAGGGACUGCUGUGUGUCAAGGUGCAAAUACAGCUUCCUGACCAAGGGAAUCAAAGGAUGGUGGGCUACUUCAACUGCACUCAUCUUCAUGCUCCUGAAGGUGAUGGGGCGGUGCGGUACGAGCAGUUGAACAUGGUGUUGAAGUGGAUUGAUGAGUUCCAGGAAGCUCACAGUGAAGAGGGUGAGAUGGUGCUGUUUGAUGUCCUAUGUGGAGACUUCAACUUCGACAACUGCUCUCCUGAUGACGUCCUGGAACAGAAGCACAGUGUGUUUAAUCAGUACCGGGACCCGUGCAGAGUUGGACCGGGCCAGGACAAGCCCUGGGUCAUCGGCACUCUCCUUGAACAGCCCACUCUCUAUGAUGAGGAGGUGAGGACCCCAGACAGCCUCCAGAGGACACUGGAGCGAGAGGACCUGAGGAAGCAGUACCUCAGUCCGCCUGUGGCGCAGGGGGGCGCAGCCGUCACCUGCCUUGAGGACGGGAGACCCUGGAUUGGCCGCCGACUAGACUAUGUGCUCUACAGGGAGAGCACCACUGCCAAGAACACACACGCGGAGGUGGAGGAGUUCACCUAUGUGACACAGCUUGCUGGUCUGACGGACCACAUCCCAGUGGGGCUGAGGCUGGGCGUGUGUCUGCCCACAGACGAGCACUGAUCCUGGGGCCCAUGCUGCACAGAGGCCCCUGGGCCUGCUGGAGCAACGGAGACAAGGGAGCCACUAAAACCAACAAACAAAAUAAACGAACACACAAGGCUUCUGAGCGGAACACACUCUGCGCUGGGCCAAACUACACUACCUAUGCAAACAGACUGACCACAGGGAGACUGUGAGCUGACCACACAGUGCCCUGUGCUGACUGCAAAAGGAUAACAGGAACGCAAACACAUUAAAAUAAGCAUCACCGUUUACAGUGAGAGAGGAAUAACGAGCAGUUGAAUCCAAAUGUGAUGAUCGUGAGCUUAAUGCAUGCUGUUAUGGGUCCAGUAAUGUCAAUUCACAACAAUUAUGUUUUAGAAGAAGAGUUUUUUUUUUUUUUUUUUUUUUUUUUUU